UCCGAUAACUACUCUCUCUCGUUUAUUCGCCGUCGACGGAGCAAGAGCAACCCUUCGUUCUCAGGUUUGAGAAACUGUGAGAGCUGAGAGUUGGGGUAGAGAUGACAUUGGAUUACAAACCUUCAGAAGAGUUCCAAGUCAGUAAACUACAGUCGCUCCUUGACUUUGAUGUGACGGGAGCGAAGGAGCUUUGGCUUAUCCAGUGCCCUAUAAGUCAUUUUCCGGAAAUAGAAGCGAAGGAGCUUAAGGUUAAGCUAGAUGAAGAUGGAGUCUUGGGAGGAUUCGAGGAUUCAUACCGUAAAGAGGUUGACCUUGUUAGCUUUGCUUCUCAAGAUGCUGAUGCAACUGUGAUCAUACCAUCUGAAAAAGAAUCGAAAAUCGUUGGGAAGAUCUCCCGGCGAGUUUCUUUAGUUCGUUUCCUUGAACCUGAAGAGUUGCUUGAGACAAUGAAGGUCAAAACCCAACAGAAGCUUGCAGGAGCAGCAGUGACGAGUUCUUCUGUUAGAAACUCUAAUCCAGCUCAGAGUAGCCGGCGUAAAAGCGGACAGUCUUCUCUUCGACAUUCAACAUCCAGCAGACAGAAGAGCGUCUUUCCUAGCUCCUCCACCAAGACUCCCAUGUCUUCAAAGAGAAAGCACUCAGAGCCCUCCUCGAGCAAACAUCAUGGCUCAGCAACUAUUCUUUUUAUAAGACAGUCUAGUUUUUUGAUGGUUAAAGAUAAUUAAUUUCGAUUAUGUAAACGAUAAGCAAACCAGUAUUAACUUAUUUGGCCACAUUCUUUUAUAUCAAGUACAAGCUUUUUAGCUUCCUUGUAAUUUGUAACAAGGUCAAAGUUAGCAGCUUUUUAAUCAUAGUAUAAGUAUCAACAAAAGCUAUGUCUGCUUUGUUGUUCUUUGUUGUCUUCAAGCAUCUGUGGUUUGAGUUAUUGUUGUGGAGUCUUCUAAAAUUGACUCCAGAACGCUACAAAAUCAGCAAGUCACCCUUUUGAAUAUGAAGAA
Messenger RNA from Brassica oleracea var. oleracea, 998 nucleotides. Its product is annotated as mediator-associated protein 2-like. Bases 102 to 725 code for a protein of 207 amino acids. The record is from RefSeq and is a predicted model, not a curated record. The transcript has 5 exons. NCBI's taxonomy places the organism in Eukaryota, Viridiplantae, Streptophyta, Magnoliopsida, Brassicales, Brassicaceae.